GUUAAUAGGGUUGUUGUUGAGCUUGAAAAAGGUGGAAACUUUAUGAUUUUUGAUGAUGUGUGUACCCUAAAAUAGUUAAUUGGAUUGUUGUUGAGCUUGAAAAAGGUGGAAACUUUAGGAAUUUGGAUAAUGUGCUUACCAUAAAAUUGUUAGUCACUCAUGUAUUAAGAGGUGUAUUACCAUCUAGACAUUUGUGAAAAUUGUUUAGUUUUUUGGGGAAUUCCGAGUGUUCUGUUAGACGAUGUAAAAACAGCAUGAGUGAGUGGAAGAUUGGUUCAAGUCUUACUGACAAAUUGGCUCCUUGCUCGUUGGAGUUCAUUCUUUACUAUAUGUAGAGCCUGUUUGAAUUUGUGAAGGUAGAUUUAACACAUAAGAAUAUCUUUGCUAAGAAAAUUGAUGAAAAACUUUAGGGACAAAAAGAAGGAUUCACAUGAUAUUCAUUGACUUGGAAAAAUAAUAUGUAAGUUUCAAGAGAAUCUUAUUGGUGGGUACUUGAAUGAUAAAAUAAAUGAAGAUGCAGCACAUAAAAUUAAAACAGGAUGGCUGAAAUGGAGGAGUAUUCCACUGCAGGGUGUCUUUUCUUUGGUGUGUAUUACUAUCUGUUUCUGCAUUUGUUUUGUAUCUUGCUAUUUUGCUGGUUAUUUUCUUACAAUCUUGCAUCGGAUACCUUUCUUUUGAGCCGAGGUUCUACCUCACAAAGGUAGGGUAAAGGUUUGUGUACAUCCUACCCUCCCCAGACUCCACUUGUGUUAUUACACUGGGUAUGUUGGUGGUGAAAGUAAGGUUGUCUUUCUUCCAAUUUUGUGUCUUGCCCCUUCUGGUAUAAGUAUUCUAAUUGUUGGAAGUGAAAUAUGCCAGAGCAUGCACAUGUGUGUGUAUUGAGAGAAAGAAAAAGGUAUCCAAGAAAUAUAAGCACUGGGUUGUUUUCGUUCCACUUUGGUUGUUUCAUGUGGUUGUAGCAAGGGGUAGAUUCUCAUUACCUGCUCCAUCAAUGCCUCAUGAUCGACAUUGGGCACCAUUUCAUGCUGUCAUGGCGACACCGCUGCUUGUUGCUUUUGAACUACUUCUUUGUAUUCAUCUCGACAGCACCUAUGCUGUAAGUUUGAAGAUUGUGUUCUUUCCCCUGCUUGCACUUGAAAUUGCUAUCUUGGUUGAUAAUGUUAGAAUGUGCAGGGCGCUGAUGCCUGGAGAUGAAGAAAGCAUGAGUGAUGAGGCUAUAUGGGAGACCCUUCCUCACUUCUGGGUUGCAAUCGCUAUGGUCUUCUUCAUAGCAGCUACAGCAUUUACACUUUUGAAGAUUUGUGGAGAUGUUGCUGCUCUUGGGUGGUGGGAUUUAUUCAUUAACUACGGUGUCGCAGAAUGCUUUGCCUUUCUUAUCUGCACGAAAUGGUACAACCCUGCAAUCCACAGACAGUCGAGUCUACGUACACCCAGCUCUUCUAUAACAAGCAUGCGAUCUCUUAACUGGAACAGUGGAUUUCUUGCAUCUGUGGAUGAAGAUGAUCAGCAUAGUGGAAUAUGCAGUUUGCAGGAUAUUGGUGGUCAUGUGAUGAAAAUUCCUCUUGUUUGUUUCCAGCUAUUGCUUUUUAUGCGCUUAGCGGGGACCCCACCAAGUGCUAAAUUUAUCCCAAUUCCUGUUCUGUUUAUUCCUCUUUUCCUACUUCAAGGAGCUGGUCUUUUAUUCUCUGUUUAUAGACUUGUGGAGACAAUUAUUCUUCUGGUUGAUGGUGAAGGUGGUGUUAGAAGCUAUUUUAGGGUGUCUUCUGUUAUUCGUGAUUCUUUCAGUUGCAUGCGUCACGGGUCAAGGUUGUUAGGUUGGUGGUCAAUUGAUGAAGAAAGCCGAGAGGAACAAGCUCGUCUAUAUUAUCCAGGGACAUCUGGGUACAAUACUUUCUCACCUGAUACUGUAAAGCAAAUGCCUAGAGCGAAGCUUGCUGAAGAGAUAUGGAGACUACAAGCAGCACUUUGUGAGCAAUCAGAUAUCACACAAUCAAAACAGGAAAAGUUCGAAAGACUUCAAAAUGAAAAAAUUCUAUGUAGAAUUUGCUUCGAGGAACAUAUAAAUAUUCUCCUCCUUCCUUGUAGGCAUCACAUCCUCUGCAGUACCUGUUGUGACAAGUGCAAGAGGUGUCCCAUCUGCCGUAUGUUUAUAGAAGAACGUUUACUUGUAAAUGAUGUGUAGUUACUAUAGUUUCCCCCGAGCUUUUCCUUUGAUCAGACGAACAUGUUAGAUGGUGAAAUGCGGUUUUAUUGAGUCAUGUCACCACAAGUACAUUGUUUUAUCUGAUUUCAUAUGUGUAUUCGUCUGAAUCGAGUUGUGUCUGUCUUGUGAACUGUCUAUAUUAUCCACAAGAUUAUUGUAAUUCUGGCAAUAGAUUAUGUAAAGCAAUUGUUAUAUCAGUUCUGUGCAUAUUUUCUCUGAUCUAUCAAAUGUAUGAUGGCAUUUGACAUUUUUACCAUUUGUAAUCUGAAGUUGGAAAAUAUGCACAGAAUAUUUGGUAUGAAGGAAAAUGUAUUCCUUCAUACCAUUUUACAGUA
Solanum tuberosum (potato) is the source of this 2538-nucleotide messenger RNA. RefSeq lists its product as uncharacterized. The record is from RefSeq and is a predicted model, not a curated record. Bases 992 to 2182 code for a protein of 396 amino acids. Lineage: Eukaryota; Viridiplantae; Streptophyta; Magnoliopsida; Solanales; Solanaceae. The transcript is spliced from 14 exons.